This is a messenger RNA of Alternaria alternata, 804 nucleotides long. Its product is annotated as glutathione S-transferase II. Lineage: Eukaryota; Fungi; Ascomycota; Dothideomycetes; Pleosporales; Pleosporaceae. The record is from RefSeq and is a predicted model, not a curated record. The transcript is spliced from 2 exons. Bases 1 to 804 code for a protein of 267 amino acids.
AUGUCGGACCAAGAACCCACCGGAUUGAAGGCGGACAAGGGCAUUGAGCUGCUCACUUUUGGCACGCCCAAUGGAUGGAAAGCUAGCAUUCUGCUAGAGGAGCUCAAGGAUGCCUAUGGCAAAGACUACACAUGGCAGUCCAUCAACAUCAGCAAGAACACACAGAAAGAGCCUUGGUUCACCAAGCUCGGCCCCAAUGGCCGAAUUCCUGUAAUUGUCGACCACGAUCAGGGUGGCUUCGCCGUCCAGGAGGGUCUCGCAAUUCUUGCAUACCUGACGCGCCACUACGAUCCCGAACACAAAUUCAGCUUCUCCGACCCUCUCGAUAUCUCGCGCGCAGAGCAAUGGAUGGCCUGGCAACACGGUGGCCUGGGCCCGAUGCAAGGCCAGGCCAACCACUUCAACCGUUUCGCAAAGGAGCGCAUCGCCUAUGGCAUGCAGCGUUACACGGGCGAGACUGAACGUCUUGCCGGCGUGCUUGACACGGCUCUGGCCAAGUCCGACUACCUCGUAGGCAACAAGUUCAGCAUUGCGGACAUUGCCAGCUUUGGUUGGGUCCACAUGCUUCGCAUCUCUGGUGUAGACCUGGAGUCAUUCCCCAACCUGAAGAAGUGGUGGGAGCGCAUACUUGCACGGCCUGCAGUUCAGCGUGGCUUGGAGAUUCCGAGCAAGAGUGGAUUCGGAAACGACACCUACAUACAGAAGAUGAAGGACGACGCUGAGUUUGCGGAGAAGGAGCACAAGCUUGCGGAGCAGAUCAAGGCUGCCAAGGAGCAAUAUGGCUACAAGUAUUCCAGCCCUUGA